This is a messenger RNA of Camelus dromedarius (Arabian camel), 7841 nucleotides long. It is a transcript of the gene MYO9B, whose product is annotated as myosin IXB. The record is from RefSeq and is a predicted model, not a curated record. The transcript is spliced from 41 exons. The coding region runs from base 155 to 6802 and encodes 2215 amino acids. Gene Ontology annotation, molecular function: microfilament motor activity; actin filament binding; GTPase activator activity. Gene Ontology annotation, cellular component: lamellipodium; myosin complex; ruffle. Gene Ontology annotation, biological process: Rho protein signal transduction; lamellipodium morphogenesis; actin filament-based movement. Lineage: Eukaryota; Metazoa; Chordata; Mammalia; Artiodactyla; Camelidae.
CGCGGGCGCGGCGGGGCGGAGCGGCCGGACUAGCAGCGGGCUGGAGGCCGGGCGGGGACCCGGGCCGGGACCGGCGGCGCGCGGUGGCCGAGGCCCAGCUCCAGGAGGCGCGCCCUGAGCCCGGGAGGCAUGCUGAGGCCAGGCCGCAGGCAGGAUGAGUGUGAACGAGGCAGGCAGCUCCGGCCGCCUGGGGCAGGCGGCCUACCACCUGCACAUCUACCCGCAGCUGGCCACCAGCGAGAACCAGGCCUCCUGCCAGGCCUCGUGCCGCGUGACAGCCACCAAGGACAGCACCACGUCCGAUGUCAUCCAGGACGCCAUCGCCAGCCUGCGGCUGGACGGCACCAAGCGCUACGUGCUGGUGGAGGUCAAGGAGACGGGCGGGGAGGAGUGGGUGCUGGACGCCAACGACUCGCCCGUGCACCGCGUGCUGCUGUGGCCACGGCGGGCGCAGGACGAGCACCCCCAAGAGGACGGCUACUACUUCCUGCUGCAGGAGCGCAACGCAGAUGGGACCAUCAAGUACGUUCACAUGCAGCUGGUGUCCCAGGCCACGGCCGCCCGUCGCCUGGUGGAGCGCGGCCUCCUGCCCCGGCCGCAGGCAGACUUUGACGAUCUGUGCAACCUACCCGAGCUGACCGAGGAGAACCUCCUGAAGAACCUCAAGCACCGCUUCCUGCAGCAGAAGAUCUACACGUAUGCCGGGAGCAUCCUCGUGGCCGUCAACCCCUUCAAAUUCCUCCCCAUCUACAACCCCAAGUACGUGAAGAUGUACGAGAACCAGCAGCUGGGCAAGCUGGAGCCGCACGUGUUCGCACUGGCCGACGUCGCCUACUACGCCAUGCUCCGCAAGCACGUCAACCAGUGCAUUGUCAUCUCGGGCGAAAGCGGCUCCGGCAAGACGCAGAGCACCAACUUCCUGAUCCACUGCCUCACCGCCCUGAGCCAGAAGGGCUACGCCAGCGGCGUCGAGAGGACCAUCCUCGGCGCUGGCCCAGUGCUGGAGGCUUUUGGGAAUGCUAAAACAGCCCACAACAACAAUUCCAGCCGAUUUGGGAAAUUCAUCCAGGUCAACUACCUGGAGAGUGGCAUCGUGAGAGGAGCUGUUGUUGAAAAAUACCUGCUUGAAAAGUCUCGCCUGGUCUCUCAGGAGAAGGAUGAGAGGAACUACCACGUGUUUUAUUAUUUGUUACUUGGCGUCAGCGAGGAAGAGCGUCAGGAAUUUCAGCUCAAGCAGCCUGAAGAUUAUUUCUACCUCAACCAGCAUAACUUGAAGAUCGAAGAUGGGGAGGACCUGAAGCACGACUUUGAAAGACUCAAGCAGGCCAUGGAGAUGGUGGGCUUCCUCCCUGCCACCAAGAAGCAGAUUUUUUCCAUCCUCUCGGCCAUCCUGUAUCUGGGCAACGUCACUUACAAGAAGAGAGCCACGGGCCGAGACGAAGGCCUGGAGGUUGGGCCCCCCGAGGUGCUGGACACGCUGUCGCAGCUCCUGAAGGUGAAACGAGAAAUCUUGGUGGAAGUUCUGACCAAAAGAAAAACAGUGACCUCCAACGACAAGCUCAUCCUUCCCUAUAGUCUCAGUGAGGCCAUCACCGCCCGUGACUCCAUGGCCAAGUCACUGUACAGCGCCCUAUUCGACUGGAUCGUGCUACGGAUCAACCACGCCCUCCUUAACAAGAAGGACAUGGAAGAGUCCGUCUCAUGCUUGUCCAUCGGGGUCCUCGACAUCUUUGGGUUUGAAGACUUCGAGAGGAACAGUUUUGAGCAAUUCUGCAUCAACUACGCCAACGAGCAGCUCCAGUAUUACUUCAACCAGCACAUUUUUAAACUGGAGCAGGAGGAGUACCAGAGCGAAGGGAUCUCGUGGCACAACAUCGACUACACAGACAAUGUUGGCUGCAUCCAUCUUAUCAGCAAGAAGCCCACCGGCCUCUUCUAUCUGCUGGACGAAGAGAGCAACUUUCCCCACGCCACGAGCCAGACCCUGCUGGCCAAGUUCAAACAGCAGCACGAGGACAACAGGUAUUUCCUCGGCACGCCCGUCAUGGAGCCGGCGUUCAUCAUCCAGCACUUCGCAGGGAAGGUGAAAUAUCAGAUCAAGGACUUCCGGGAGAAGAACAUGGACUACAUGCGGCCGGACAUCGUGGCCCUCCUGCGGGGCAGCGACAGCUCCUACGUGCGGGAGCUCAUCGGCAUGGACCCGGUAGCCGUGUUCCGCUGGGCGGUGCUCCGGGCCGCCAUCCAGGCCAUGGCUGUGCUCCGGGAGGCUGGGCGCCUUCGGGCUGAGAGGGCCGAGAAGGCUGCAGCAGGUCUGGGCAGCUCUGGUGCCCGAAGUCACCUGGGAGAGCUGCACAGAGGAGCCAGCACCCCGUCAGAAAAACUGUACCGCUGUUCAAUGCUAGAUUUCUCAUUUGACGGCUCUGAGGAGUUCGAUAUUAACGCUUUUGAGGACAUCAUUGCUUUCUAUGAAAGCAAGAACGAUUUGCAUGACCAAAUCAUCAAGACCAUCAAAGGAUUGCCCUGGCAGGGUGAGGAUCCCCGUAGGCUUCUCCAGUCCCUCAGUCGGCUCCAGAAACCCCGCACCUUCAUCCAGAAAAGUAAAGGUAUCAAACAAAAGCAGAUCAUUCCAAAGAACCUGCUGGACUCCAAAUCCCUGAAGCUCAUCAUCAGUAUGACCCUGCACGACCGCACCACUAAGUCCCUGCUGCACCUGCACAAGAAGAAGAAACCACCCAGCAUCAGCGCCCAGUUCCAGACAUCCCUUAAUAAGCUCCUGGAGGCACUGGGGAAGGCGGAGCCCUUCUUCAUCCGCUGCAUCCGCUCCAACGCUGAGAAGAAAGAGCUGUGCUUCAAUGACGAGCUGGUGCUGCAGCAGCUGCGCUACACAGGCAUGCUGGAGACCGUGCGGAUCCGGAGGUCGGGCUACAGUGCCAAGUACACGUUCCAGGAUUUCACAGAGCAGUUCCAGGUGCUGCUGCCCAAGAACGCCCAGCCCUGCAGGGAGGUCAUCUCUGCCCUGCUGGAGAAGAUGGACAUAGACAAGAGGAGCUACCAGAUCGGCAAGACCAAGGUUUUCCUGAAGGAGACAGAGCGGCAGGCCCUGCAGGAGACACUGCACCGGGAGGUAGUGCGCAAGAUCCUGCUCCUGCAGAGCUGGUUCCGGAUGGUGCUGGAGCGCAGGCACUUCCUGCAGAUGAGGCGGGCAGCUGUCACCAUCCAGGCCUGCUGGCGGUCCUACCGCGUCCGCCGGGCACUGGAGAGGACGCAGGCGGCAGUGUACCUCCAGGCUGCGUGGAGGGGCUACCAGCAGCGAGUAGCCUACCGGCGCCAGAGACAGAGCAUCAUCCGCCUGCAGAGCCUCUGCCGGGGUCACCUGCAGCGCAAGAGCUUCAGCCAGAUGGUGGCGGAGAAGCAGAAGGCUGCAGAGAAGGAGAGGGAGACCCAGCAAGCCGCAGCGAGGGAGAAGACCGCCGAGGCCGGGCUGGGCCAGGCAGUCAGGCAGGAGCCCGCGCAGGGCCCAGAACUGUCGGAGGACCGUGAGCCGGUGGCGCAGGGCCCAGAACUGUCAGAGGACCGCGAGCUGGUGGCGCAGGGCCCAGAAAUGUCGGAGGACCGCAAGCCGGUGGUGCCGGAGCCCGAGGCAUGGCCCAGCGAUGGGACCCUGGGGGAGAGCUUCCAAUCCGAGAAGAUCCCGAGCCCGGAGAAGGAGGCCCCAAGCUCGGAGAAGGAGGUCCCGAGCCCAGAGAAGCCGCUUCCACCCCAGAGGAGCGCAGCCGAAAGUCACGAGAAAGUGCCCAGCAGCCGGGAAAAGCGCGAGUCGAGGCGUCAGAGGGGGCUGGAGCACGUUAAGCUCCAGAACAAACACGUCCAGUCCUACAAGGAAGAGCACGCCCUCCGAGAACCUUCCAGGAGGGCUGCCCCAGAGCACGAGGAGAGCCACCCAGAAAACAGAAAGGAGAGCAGAGAAGAUGAAACCCCUCCAGAAGCAGGGACGGAGACUGAGAUCGCUUCUCCUAAAAAGCAGCCCACAGGGCCCCCACAAGCCAUGCCAGGCAGCCAGGUCUUGGAGGAAGCCCAGGGCAGGAGCCCCGGGCCCGGCCACCUGGAACGGCCCACCAGCCUGGCUCUGGACAGCAGGGUCAGCAUGCUGGUCCCCAGUGCCACCCCAGAGACUCCCAAGGACAAAGGCAAGCUGGGGGUCAGCCCGAGAGCCCAGGACAGGCCUGAGAGCCCUGGAGGUGCCACCCAGAUCCAGCGGUACCGAGACUCAGAUGCCGAGCGGCUGGCCAACGCCGUGGAGCUGUGGCGGGGCAAGAAACUGAUGACCGCUGGCCCUAGCGCCAUGCUGAGCCAGUCCCUGGACCUCAGUGAGCGGCACCGGGCCAUCGGGCCUGCCCUCACACCCACAGAGGAGAGGCGCAUUUCCUUAUCCACGAGUGACGUCUCCAAGCUCCUCCAGUCCCCAUCCCAGACCAAGACUCAGCCUUCAGCCGAAACCGUGGAUGGGGAGCCAGGCACCAAGAAGCCAGCCAUCCAGAAGAAGAAGUCAGGCGAUGCAUCCUCCGGCCCAGAUGCAGGGCUGUCCCCAGUCUCUGCUGACUCUAAAUCCACAUUUAAGAGACUUUUCCUGCAUAAGAACAAGGAUAAGAAAUACAGCCUGGAGGGCGCAGAGGAGAUGGAGAACACAGCACCUGCGCACGUCGUGCUGGAAGCCACCACCAUGAAGAAGAACCUAGAAGCCCCCUCCGGCUACCAGCACCGCCACACCUUGGGCGAGAAGCACACCAAGGAGCCAGGAGGCAAAGGGAAGAAGAACCGAAACCUCAAGAUCGGUAAAAUCACGGUGUCAGAGAAGUGGCGGGAGUCGGUGUUCCGCCAGAUCACCAACGCCAACGAGCUCAAGUACCUCGACGAGUUCCUGCUCAACAAGAUAAACGACCUGCGUUCCCAGAAGUCUGCCAUCGAGAGCUUGUUCAUCGAAGCCACCGAGAAGUUCAGGAGCAACCUCAAGACCAUGUACUCCGUCCCUAAUGGGAAGAUCCAUGUCGGCUACAAGGACCUGAUGGAGAACUACCAGAUCGUCGUGAGCAACCUGGCGGCCGAGCGCGGUGAGAAGGACCCCAACCUGGUCCUCAACCUCUUCCAGUCGCUGCUGGACGAGUUCACCCGCGGGCACACCAAGAACGACUUCGAGCCUCCCAAGCAGAGCAAAGCGCAGAAGAAGAAACGAAAGCAGGAACGCGCUGUCCAGCAGCACAAUGGGCAUGUGUUUGCCAGCUACCAGGUGAGCAUCCCGCAGUCGUGCGAGCAGUGUCUCUCCUACAUCUGGCUCAUGGACAAGGCCCUGCUGUGCAGUGUGUGCAAGAUGACCUGCCACAAGAAGUGUGUGCACAAGAUUCAGACCUACUGCUCUUACACAAGUGGGAAGAAGAUCGAGCCAGGCACUGAGCCAGGCCACUUUGGCGUCUGCGUGGAUAGCCUGACCAGCGACAAAGUCUCGGUGCCCAUCGUGCUGGAGAAGCUCCUAGAACACGUGGAGAUGCACGGCUUGUACACUGAGGGCCUCUACCGCAAGUCAGGGGCCGCCAACCGCACGAGGGAGCUCCGGCAGGCGCUGCAGACGGACCCCACAGCAGUCAAACUGGAGAACUUUCCCAUCCACGCCAUCACCGGGGUGCUCAAGCAGUGGCUGCGGGAGCUGCCCGAGCCCCUCAUGACCUUUGCCCAGUACGGAGACUUCCUCCGCGCUGUUGAGCUGCCAGAGAAGCAGGAGCAGCUGGCCGCCAUCUACGCUGUCCUGGAGCACCUGCCAGAGGCCAACCAUAACUCCCUGGAACGGCUCAUCUUCCACCUGGUCAAGGUGGCCCUGCUCGAGGACGUGAACCGCAUGUCACCCAGUGCACUAGCCAUCAUCUUCGCACCCUGCCUCCUGCGCUGCCCUGACAACUCGGACCCCCUGACCAGCAUGAAGGACGUCCUCAAGAUCACCACGUGCGUAGAGAUGCUCAUCAAAGAACAGAUGAGGAAGUACAAGGUGAAGAUGGAGGAGAUCAACCAGCUGGAGGCUGCUGAGAGCAUCGCCUUCCGAAGGCUCUCUCUCCUGCGACAAAACGCUAUCAAGAGCCCUAAGACCCGAGGGAGCAGCAGUGGUGGCCUGGAGGAGCUGGGGGUGCUGCCGGAGGAGGAAGUGGCUGGUGGUGAUGAGGAUCGGGAGAAGGAGAUCCUCAUCGAGCGGAUCCAAUCCAUCAAGGAGGAGAAGCAAGACAUCACAUACCGGCUGCCAGAGCUGGACCCUCGGGGCUCCGAUGAGGAGAAUCUGGACUCAGAGACAUCAGCCAGCACCGAGAGCCUGUUGGAAGAUCGGGCCGGGCGGGGGGCCUCGGAAGGGCCCCCCGCGCCUGCUCUCCCCUGCCCUGGCGCGCCCACCCCGAGCCCCCUCCCUGAGGCGGCCACCCCUCCUCGACGAAGGCCGUCGUCCUUCUUGACGGUCAGAGUGAAGACCCCCCGGCGGACCCCCAUCAUGCCCACGACCAACAUCAAGCUCCCGCCCGGCCUGCCCUCCUAUCUCCCUGGCCGGGUGCCGGGUGCCCAGGAAGCUGCUGCCCUAGUGAGGCGCCGAGAGCCGCCUGCCCGCCGCCCGGACCAGGUACACUCUGUGUAUAUCACACCCAGUGCUCACCUGCCCGCUCAGGGCACUCAGGAGCCUCUGGACAAGGAUGACCGGCCACCUGGGGCCAAGCGGAGGUACUCAGACCCCCCGACCUACUGCCUGCCCCCAGCCUCGGGCCAAGCCAAUGGCUGAGGGCCCACAGCUGCUGGAGUCCACACGUCCAAGGAUGGCCUGGUGCCAGAGCUAGGCACCAGCGCUCCAGAGUCAGCAUUCAGUGGUCUGAGAAGGAUCCGGAAUGAAAAGCUCCAAGAGCGAUGCGAGGUGGGCACUGGCUCCAAGUGAGUCCAGGCAGGGAAAGGCUGGCGGAAGCCCAGCCACCCUUGCUGAGCCCCCAUGUCGCACAGAGGCGCCCGCCCAGAGCACUGAAUCAUGGCGGGCAGCCUGGCAUCUCCCAACUCCCCUUUUGUAUGUUUUUACGGUAACUUUUUCUUUGUGCGUGGUUUACAUAACGUUAAACUGUAACAGCCUUAACAGAAGACCAAAUUGUUUUUUUAUAUGUGUACGUACAAACUUUUUAUUAAUGCCCUGCAUCUCCUUUAUAACCUGGACAUGAGUCUUCAGAGCAAAGCCCACACAGCCAUCAAGCUUCAUAAGCUCAGACCCACGCUGAGGGAUAGCUUGGAGGGCAGUCUGAGGGCCAGGACUCUGCAUGAAUUGUUUGGACACUUGGGGCACCUUACUACCCCAAGUCUGUCUUGGACUCGUACUCUGGUCCAGCCAGUGGCCACCUGGCCAAUGUGCAUUCAAGGGAGCAGUGGAGCCUUCCGUGAUGAUGACUGUUGGCUGGAGCCAGGACCUGAGGUGGUAGGCAGCCUCCGUCCAGGUACCAUAGACCUCACAUCCUAGGGAGACUCGACUCGAAUCGAAUGUGGCCAUCACUCCUCUGUCUACUGUGACCUGGACCCAGGAAGCCAGAGGAGGCCGCCCUUGGCACUGUCCGCCCAGUGUGGCAGAACAGGAGCCCGAAGUUCAGGACCACUCAUGGGUGGGGAGGGCAAGGCCUGGGGUUGUACGUCCCUACAAGUCAACAAUGACAGCCUAGGCCUCUGGCAUCUCUGGAGUGGGGCUCCCCUCUGAGGCUCAGCCCACUCUCCAGACACCUGAACACAUGGCCACAGGUCUGGGACCAGAGGCACCCAGAGGCCACAUGAAAUAAAGAAAAAGUGCCUGA